CACCGGCAACAGGUUCCCAAUCAGUGGAGGGUAUUGGCAUACCGAAUUGUUUGUACAAUGGAAUUUCCAGAUCUAGGGCGUCAUUGCUCAGAGACAACAUGCAAGCAACUUGAUUUUCUUCCCCUAAAAUGUGAUGCCUGCGAGGAGCUUUUCUGUAAAAAUCACAUCACAUACGACCAACACAAGUGUUCAGCUGCCUACAUGAAGAAUGUGCUAGUUCCUGUCUGUCCACUGUGUGGCACUCCAGUUCCAGUUAAGAAAGGAGAAAUGGCAGAUAUUGCUGUUGGUCAACACAUUGACAAAAAUUGCACCUCAGAUCUUUCAAGACCCAAGCAAAAGAUUUUCACAAACCGAUGCUUCAAGGCAGGCUGCAAAAACAAAGAACUAAUGAAAAUCAUAUGUGACCAUUGUCACAAUAAUUUCUGCCUAUCUCAUAGACAUCCUGUGGACCACAACUGUAAAGCAGGAGAACAAGUCCUAAAUAAAGCUGGGUUGGCAGCCCUGAACAGAUCUAAAAUAUCUUCUCAAGAUUAUAAUUCAAAAGGCAAUCAUACCUCCAAUUCCACAAGAAGUAAAGCAUCGGAAAUUAUGAAGUCGAACCAAAAAAGAAACAUUCAUCCUGGUUCUGAAGCACCAAAAGGGAUCACAGUUGAUAUCCACAGUGGAUUGAAUGAAGAUGAAGCUCUAAAGAAGGCUCUGGAACUGUCUUUACUGGAGGCAGGAGUCAACAACGUACUGACGUUAAGCUCACAGGAUGAAGAUCUGGAACUAGAGCAGGCUUUAGCUGCCAGCAGAGAGGAAUACAGACUGUUUCAGAGGAAAGCUGUUAAAGCCACAGGGAAAUGACAUGUCUUUAAUGUGCAUGAAUUGAGCAUUUUAUCUGGCUCUGGUUGUACAUUCUGCCUGGAUGUCAACAAGUAAUGCAGUUACUUAGAAGUAUUUUAAUGUUUAUUUGUAAUCGCCUUUUACUACUUGUAUUUUCUUGUCAUAGGGAUUCUUUGUACAUACUAUAAGCUUCUGUACAGAAGCAAUAAAGUACUAUUUUUA
Messenger RNA from Xenopus laevis (African clawed frog), 1047 nucleotides. RefSeq names its product zinc finger, AN1-type domain 2A L homeolog (gene zfand2a.L). Gene Ontology annotation, molecular function: zinc ion binding. The record is from RefSeq and is marked provisional. Gene Ontology annotation, biological process: proteasome-mediated ubiquitin-dependent protein catabolic process; protein targeting to ER. Gene Ontology annotation, cellular component: cytoplasm; endoplasmic reticulum. NCBI's taxonomy places the organism in Eukaryota, Metazoa, Chordata, Amphibia, Anura, Pipidae.